GCCCUGCACUUUUAUUAAUCUCACUCAUUCGAGUUGACAAUAUUCUCGCAUAUACAUGAAUCUAAUAAACCUGAAUGAUCCAAUCAAGGAUUGCUGCAAAGCAAUUGUGUGCAAAAUAAAUUCAACUUUGACUAAAUUUAAAAAUUCAAUUCUUAUCGAGUAAAAGUUGAACAAAAAUAAUCAACUUUUUAUAACAAUUUAUCAAUGAUUUUUUUUGUUAAUAUGAUUUUUCGUAACUUUUUUAUUCUUUUUUAUUGUGAUUUUGUUUCAAGUUUGGAUUUCAAUGCCAACAAUUAUCAUUCCAUGGAUUUUACUUCUACAGUGUUUUCGCAGUCAGUGUUACCAUCCUCAUCAGAGUCAACUGUUUACAAUUCAAUGACAAAAAACUUGUCGAAUCAACAAUACUUCAUCGUGAAGCCAAGUGAUGUUGAAAUUAUCGAAGGUGAUACAGUUACACUUCAGUGUCAAGUCGGUAAUCAACUUGGUGCCGUCCAAUGGAGUAAAAAUGGUUUACUUUUAGGUUUUCGUGCUUUCAUACCAGGAAUGCCUCGUUACCGAGUGAUCUCUGAUUCCUCGAAAGGUAUUUACAAUCUAAGGAUUACUAGUGUAACCAUUGAAGAUGAAGGUGAAUAUCAAUGUCAAGUUGGACCUGCUCAAAACCAAUUACCAAUCCGUGCCUCGUCACAUGUCACAGUUAUAGUGCCACCAAAAAGCUUAACCAUCACUGGUUUUGUGUCAUCCGAAAGUGAUAAUUCAGAGAUUUCCUUUCCUUCAAUUUUACCAUCAACUUCAAGUGAUCAUCAUAUAGUGGAAGCCAAGGAAUCGGAGAAAGUGAUUCUCAUGUGCAUAGCCUCACCUAGUAAACCUCCACCAAGAAUAAAAUGGUUCCGUAGAAACAUUGAACUUCUUCCAGAAGCAUCACGGACUCAUCACAAUAAAUCGAUUGUCAACAAUCGAUAUACACUUUUCACGACGGAAAGUUCAAUCAUUUUGUAUCCCAAAAGUGAAGGAAUUUAUUCAUGUGAAAUCGAACAUGCAGGUUUGAGUAAACCUCUUCGUGCCUCUUCCAUGAUAAACAUUUUCAAUGAACCAGGACCACCGAUAAUUGAAGGUUAUUCAGAGGAAAAUUCAGUGAUAUUGGGUGAAACAGUGACUCUUACCUGUACUUCCAAAGGAGGUUAUCCACAUCCAAAGGUUUAUUGGUUUCGAAAUGGCCUUGAACUGGAUAAGAGUUUUAAUGUCAAUUCGCGUAAUGAUGUGAUCAACAGCUAUUCUUUUAUACCUUCAAUUGAUGAUAAUCAAAGUGUUUUCAAAUGCUCAGUAACAAGCAAUUUAACCAGUAAACCUCUUGAAGCUUCAAUUAAAUUAAAUGUUUACUUUUUACCUUCUAAAGUGAUAAUAAAUGGACCAAGUGAAACUCGUCUUUACAAAACAAUUGACCUCAAGUGUACAACUCGUCCAGGGAAUCCGCCGCCUUUACUUACAUGGCUUGUGGAUAACAAUGUUACUUCAGCAACGACCAUUGAGACUCAAAAUGAUGGAUCAAAUGGUUGGAUUAUAAAGUCAACUUUAAGUUACACCAUUUCACAGCGAAUACCAAGUGUCACCUUUACAUGUAAAGUUGAAGGAUUACCACAAAAGAAGAGCAUCUCAGCGAAUCAUCAAGUCAACAUAAUUUACCCUCCAAAUCCACCAACAUUAACUGGAUACAAGGAAGAUGUUCCAAUGGAAUCAGGUAGUCUCCAUAAGAUUAAAUGUGUUUCUCUCGGCGGUAAUCCACCUCCUAAUCUGAAAUGGUUCAAGCAAGGAAAAGAGAUAAGCACAAUAUCAAGUAUAAGUGGCAGUGGCGUUUCCAAUGAACUUGUUGUUCGACCUGAACCAACUGAUAACGGAAUUGAAUAUACGUGCCAAGUGAAUCAUUCCGCUUUAAACCAACCUUAUUCAACAUCAUUAACGCUCAAUGUUAUCUAUGCCGCCAAUAUAAGUGAACCUAUCAAGGUGAGACGAGCAUUUGGCAAGACUGACCGAUGGCCGGCCGAAGGCGAUGACAAUUUUCAACUUCUCUGUCUAAUUAGCUCCAAUCCUGAGCCUCGAGUAAAAUGGUUUAGAGAGGAUAUUGGACCACCCAUGGACUGGUUUCGAGUAAAGUAUAACUUGGAUUCAAGGCCAAACCAUCAUGUGUCCAUACUCACUGUAUAUAAUGUGACUCGAAGUGAUGCCGGGUUGUACACUUGCUCAGCACACAAUUCAUUGAACAACAUUGCCUCCGUCCAAUCAAUUGUUGUCUUGGUUGAAUAUGCUCCAAGCAUAAGACGAGCACAUCGUAAAGUGGCUGCCGAUUUAAACAGUGACUCAGUAAGGUUAACCUGUCAGGCCGAAGGUUAUCCAAUGGUAAACUUUAACUGGUCCAUUGGAGGGGAAAAUUCAUUAAAGUACAAGAUAACCAAUGAAACUGUUGAGACCAGGUUGACCCCUGUCAAUGCCAGUCAACACUUUAAUUCAACUUCAAACACAAUCUUGUUUCAAAGUAACCUUAUCAUUAACAAUGUAGUUGAGACUGAUUUUGGUUCUUAUCGAUGCACUGCCUUCAACUAUUUAGGUCAAGAUAUUUUGGAUAUUCAACUUGUUCGUAAAAGUAUUCCUGAAGCGCCAACCAAUUUGACUUUAGUUAAUGUAACUGACAAUAGCAUUACUUUAUCUUGGAUUCCGAGUUUCGAUGGCGGUCAUGAGCAGUCAUUUCGAAUUCGAUAUAAAAUUAUUAAAAGCGAUUAUUUUUCUUCGUUAUUACCGUCGACUGGUUCAAGUUCAUCAACAAACUCAAUUCGUUCGAAUGAAGUCAAAUCAAAUUCCGAGUAUUUCUAUGGUUAUCCGACAAAUGGGUCAACAGUGUUUACUUUAACGGCACUUGAACCAGCGAGUGAAUACAUCAUUACAAUUUCUAGUCGCAACAAGUUGGGUGAAAGUUUAAUUUCCCGUGAAUUCAUUCGAACUCGAACAUUGUCAGUUCCAAUUGUGAUUGAUCGUGACAACUUGGACAACAGUGUCGGUGGAAUGGCCACUGUCGGUGAAAGAAAGUCAGACAUUAAACUGAUCGCUGGAAUGGGAACGACUUUGGUAGUAAUCAUUAUACUGGUUGCUGGUUCAAUUGGAUGCUUAACCUUUUCAUGGGCACUUCUAGUCUAUUACAAGAGAAACUCGCCUUUCAUUCAACGUUCCGUUUCGGCCUCGAAUCAUGUAGUGUAUUGUGUCAACAAUUCAAGUCAAUCAUCGCCUCCCGAUCAAAUGGUUACAAGCAAUAAGAAAUGUGCUCAUCAAGUACAGUCACAACAGCAACAUUCAAAUGCUUAUCAUCAUCACAACAAUAGCAAUCCAAAUGAUUCGACACUUCAAGGAAUGAAAUAUCCUUCCGAACUGACCAAUGGUCUCAUAAUCAGUACAAUCAGUUCAGGUGGAGGAUGCAAUGGUGGCAAUGGCAAUGGAAAUAUGAAUGUUGAUUUCGUCUCCAAUUGUUCCACUGAAAUUCCAUUCGUCAUUUCGUCAAACACAGUUGGACUCUGUAAAUGUGAUACGACAAUACCUUUGAUGGUCAUUGAAGAGAAACUUCAACUUUCAGAUUUAACCGAUAAUCAAGAUAAAUGUUAUUCAUUUACAAACAACAAAGAUUAUGAAUCUAAAUUGAUGGCUUCCAUUGUUGAAGGAGGACAACAACCUGAUAUAUUGAUGAAUCAAAUAAAGGAUCAGUUCGUUGAUCAUGCAAUCUGUUGUGAUGGUGACUGUAAAUUGACUGACGACUGUAAUGAUAUUCAUACAUUGGCCACUUUACGACGAAUACCUCGAGUUAAUAUUAUUGACGGAGAAUAUUCUUUGACCACAGUUCCAGAGGAAGAAACGGACGAGAUUCUUUGAGGUUCAUCAACAAAACUUGAAAGCUAUCGAUAACGGAAAACGUUUCUAUCGUCGAUUCAUUUAAAUAUGGAAAUUAAAUUAAAACCAAUUUGCAAUAUUGAUCGAGUUGCAAGUGACUUAAAAUCAUAUCUUAUCUUUUGUAUCGACUGUAAAUGAAAAAUAAUAUUCAUAACAAUUGCAACUAUUUUUACAUCUGUAUUUUUGUAAAUUAAAAUCUCACUGAAUGGAAGAGAAAAAUUGAAAUCUCA
Tetranychus urticae (two-spotted spider mite) is the source of this 4154-nucleotide messenger RNA. RefSeq names its product nephrin-like. Gene Ontology annotation, cellular component: cell-cell junction; plasma membrane. The record is from RefSeq and is a predicted model, not a curated record. Gene Ontology annotation, molecular function: cell adhesion molecule binding. NCBI's taxonomy places the organism in Eukaryota, Metazoa, Arthropoda, Arachnida, Trombidiformes, Tetranychidae. Gene Ontology annotation, biological process: cell-cell adhesion.